ACAGCUUAGUGGGAUGGCUAGCUGUUUAGAGGUCUGGAAGUAUGUUUGAUCAUCAAAGCAAAUUACUAACAAAUGUCUAGUCUGUAUGGCACAUGGAGAUUCUGAGAAUGGAAAUCUUCUCUGCUGGGCUACACAUUGUCACCUUAUCCUUUUGAUUUAAAGGGUUAGCAGAAUUAACUAGGAAUAAGAGGCUUUCUGUGAAGAAGUGUGAGCUCACAGGACAUUGUUUCUUCCUUUUAUGAAAUGAAAAUUCCAUAAAUGACAGGAAAACGAUUCCAGAGAAAGGAAGUCAAGGAACAUAGACACAAAAUAUUUUCUAAUUAAGCAGAAAUGACUACAGGAUCUAGUAGAUGGCAGGUCCUUCCUUAAUCACGCAUCUUUCAUUUUUAUACCUAGUGUGGGAAGUAGACUGGAUCAACCUGAAUUAGCAUCCUCAGAGCUAGCUUUUCUGUGUCUUUUUCAACUAGGCCAAGGCUUCUGACUGUACACAACAGAAUUAUUUUCAUGAUCUGAUAAAGACAGUGGAUAUUUCACUAGUGCUGCUGCUUUGACUGCAUGACUUUGCCAGACAACAAACUAAAGGUUAACGUUGAAUACAUCAGCUAGACGGAGGAGACUGAACAUUGAUGUAUGCUGUCCUGCCCUCUUUUUCUACCAAUGGCUAGAUACGAUGGCUCUGCGAUAGGUGUUGGUGAGUUCCUGGUGUAUAUGAAGGUUACUCUCCUGCUUGUCUGGCUGAAAGUAUUCCUCUUCCUUCCUGGAUGGCCCCAGCUUGGGCACUCCCAAAGACUUGGCCCCCCAGAAGUGGUGAUUCCCCGGAGGGUAACACCCACUGGCAGAGGCAUGAAGCUUCAAGGCUGGUUCUCUUACAAACUGCAUUUUGGGGGCCAGAGACAUGUUGUUCAUAUAAAGGUCAAGAAGAAUUUUUUGUCCAAAAACUUCCCAGUGUUCACCUACACAGACAAGGGCGUUCUCCUGGAAGACCACCCUUUUGUCCAGGAUGACUGUUAUUACCGUGGUUACGUGGAGGGGGACCCAGAGUCUCUGGUUUCCCUCAGUAACUGCUUCGGGGGCUUUCAAGGAAUGCUACAGACAAAUGACAUUGUUUAUGAAAUUGAACCCAAAAGGUUUUCUACUGCAUUUGAGCAUCUAAUAUAUCAGCUAGACAAUCAGGACACAAAUUUUUCAUACUUUCGAUGUGGGUUAACAGAUGAAAAAAUGGCAGGACAAUUGAAGAUUCAAGAAAGCAUUAAUUCCACUUUGAUGCAAAGUGCCUAUACAGGCUGGUGGACCCACCACUAUUUUCUUGAAGUGGCAGUGGUCGUAGAUCACAGUCGAUAUCUUCAUCAUAAAAGUAAUGCUACGCUUGUGCAGAAAGAAGUGUUCCUUGUUUUAAAUGCAGUAAGUGACCUUAUGAAACCACUGGAUCUUGAAGUAUUUUUCAAGGGAAUGGAGAUAUGGACUAAACAAAGCCUUAUUUCAGUAGAAGACAUUAUAAGAACCUUGGUGAACUUUUGCACCUGGAAGCAAAAGGGCUUCCAUAAUCGUGUGCCCCAUGAUGUGGCACAUUUUUUUGUAAAAAAGGAUUAUGGUGAGGAUUUUGGCCUAGCUUAUGAUGCACAGGCGUGUGCAGUUCGUUUUAGCUGUUCAGUUGAGACUUUCCACGAUGAAGGGUUUUUUUUUUACUCAUAUAUUGUGGCUCAUGACGUGGGUCAUAAUUUGGGUAUGCGUCAUGAUACCGCAACAUGUCAUUGUGGAGCACCAAUGUGCAUAAUGUUUGAAGAAGUAGAAGCAACAACUAAAUUCAGCAACUGCAGCUAUGCUGAUUAUUGGAACGUUGGUCGUAGAAGAUCCUGUUUGUACAAUAUACCAAAUCCACACACACUCGUGAGGGAGGCACGCUGUGGAAACAGUUUUGUUGACGAAGGAGAAGAGUGUGACUGUGGAUCCUUAAAGAUGUGUAACACUGAUCCCUGUUGUCAGUUAAACUGCAGUGUGACAGCUGGUAUUAACUGUGCUUUUGGGAUUUGUUGCCAUAACUGCAUGUUCAGGAAACCAGGCACCCUGUGUAGGAAAGUAGAAAAUGAAUGUGAUCUUCCAGAGUGGUGCAAUGGGACAUCCAAUCAGUGUCCAGAUGAUGUGUAUGUGCAGAAUGGGGCCUCCUGCACAGGCGGUGGUUACUGCUAUGAAAAGAGAUGCAAUGAGCCCAAUGAACAGUGUAGGCAAAUCUUUGGCAAAGAGGCCAAAAAUGCAAACGUAAGUUGCUACAUGGCAAUGAAUACGCGAGGUGACCGUUUUGGUAACUGUGGUAUCACAGAAAACUCAUACGUAAGAUGCAACAUGGCAGACAGCCUGUGUGGGAGGAUACAGUGUGAGAACGUCAAAGAAAUUCCUCUAAUGAGUGAUCAUACUACUCUGCAUUGGACUAAAUUCGAUAAUAACACUUGCUGGGGUACAGACUACCACCUCGGGAUAAGAAUAGCUGAUAUUGGUGCAGUGAAAGACGGUACAAAGUGUGGUCCUGAAAACAUCUGCAUCAGAAGGAGGUGUGUCUCUUAUUCCACUGUGCCACGUAACUGCUCGCCUCAGCUCUGCUCUUUGAGGGGAGUCUGCAACAACAGACAGCACUGCCACUGCCACUAUGGGUGGGGCCCUCCCGUCUGCCAGGAAAACGGCACAGGAGGCAGUGUGGACAGUGGCCCAGCCCCUGAGCCCCAAACAGAAGAAAGGGUGGAAAAGAGGAACCUGCUACCAUAUUUCCUGAUUCCUUUUUUGUUUCUACUACUGUGUCUGUUUCUUUUGCUUUUCCUAUUCAUGAGACCAAAAAAGAAAGAUGAAAAAGAAGAGGCUGUUCCACCAACAGCCUCUGUUCCACCACAAUCUGCGAAAACUUCGCAAAAACUACCUAAAAACUAGACAUGUUACGGCUUCACUUAGGAUGUAAGCACAGAAUAUUCUAACUUCACCUGAGGAAGAAACACAAAAUGUGCCUACUGAAAAAAACAACAAAGAAGGAAAAACCAAUAGCUCCUAUUUCAAGAGACUGCCCAAGCCUAAUGAUCUUUCCCAAGUAUUAGAUUGUAAUCUCCUGGAGUAACAAUGUUAUAACAUUUGUCCUAGAUCAUUGGCAGAAAAUUCCAACUUUUUCUAAUCAUUUGGGACCAUAAACAACCAGUAAACAAAAUUUAC
Bubalus bubalis (water buffalo) is the source of this 3189-nucleotide messenger RNA. Its product is annotated as disintegrin and metalloproteinase domain-containing protein 20. NCBI's taxonomy places the organism in Eukaryota, Metazoa, Chordata, Mammalia, Artiodactyla, Bovidae. The transcript has 2 exons. Gene Ontology annotation, molecular function: metalloendopeptidase activity. The record is from RefSeq and is a predicted model, not a curated record. Gene Ontology annotation, cellular component: plasma membrane; external side of plasma membrane; sperm head plasma membrane. Gene Ontology annotation, biological process: proteolysis; male gonad development. Bases 631 to 2916 code for a protein of 761 amino acids.